AUGUCUUCCGACCUCGACACGCUCGUCGACAUGGGCUUUCCCCGUGAUCGUGCCGAGCUCGCAGUCAAGGCUACCGGUGGCCUGCAAGGCGCCAUCGACUGGCUAGAGAAGCACCAGGACCAAUCCAUCGAGGAAAUCACCGCCGCUACCGCCGCCGCCGCCGAAGAGCCCGAAGCCCUGAAGCCCGGCGAGGAAGCAAAGUCCCUCGUGUGCGAAGAGUGCGGCAAGAAGUUCCGCUCAGUCGCCCAAGCAGAGUUCCACGGCAACAAAACCGGCCACGAGAACUUCGCCGAGUCGACCGAGGAAAUCGCCCCGCUCACCGAAGAGGAGAAGAAGCAGCGCCUCGAGGAACUGCGCCAGAAACUCGCCCUCAAGCGCGCCACACAAUCCGAACAGGACAAGGAGGACCGCAAGAAGAACGAGCAGAUCCGCAUGAAGGCCACAAAAGAGUCGCAGGACAUCAAGGAAGACCUGCAGAAGAAGGAGCAGAUCAAAGAAGCACAGGCAAAGCGCGCAGAGAAGCAAGCAGACCUCGACGCGCGGAAGCGUGUCCUCGCAAAACUCGAAGCAGACAAACAAGAACGCAAGCGCAAGGCCGAAGCAGAGAAGGCUCUACGUGCAGGAAAAGCCCCGCCGCAACAAGUCCACAUCCCCCAGGCGACGUCCUCGGGCCCCACGACAAGCAAGCCCGCAAGUGCGUACACAGAGGCGAGGCUGGCGCUGCAGACCAAGGGCGGAAGAGUGACAAAGACCUUCUCCGUCGAGACCACGCUGUUCGAAGUCGCGCAUGCCUUGGAGCAGGACGGCAACCAGGUCAACACCUUCACAACUACCUUCCCCAAGAAAGUCUUCGACAAGACAGACUUUGGCAUGACGCUCAGGGAGGCGGGCAUGGUGCCCAGCGCGGCGCUUAUCGUCGGGUAG
This is a messenger RNA of Dothidotthia symphoricarpi CBS 119687, 924 nucleotides long. RefSeq lists its product as uncharacterized. The record is from RefSeq and is a predicted model, not a curated record. Gene Ontology annotation, molecular function: protein binding. NCBI's taxonomy places the organism in Eukaryota, Fungi, Ascomycota, Dothideomycetes, Pleosporales, Dothidotthiaceae. The transcript has a single exon. Bases 1 to 924 code for a protein of 307 amino acids.